Molecule: messenger RNA, 759 nt
Organism: Lathyrus oleraceus (garden pea)
Lineage: Eukaryota; Viridiplantae; Streptophyta; Magnoliopsida; Fabales; Fabaceae
Exons: 2
Coding region: 1-759 (252 amino acids)
Source: RefSeq, a predicted model, not a curated record
AUGACAUCUGUUCGUACAAUACUCUCCAUAGUUGCUUCUAACGGGUGGUCUCUUCAUCAAAUGGAUGUGAAAAAUGUUUUUCUUCAUGGUGACCUGACCGAAGAUAUUUAUAUGACUCCUCCUCAAGGUUUAUUCUUAACUUCUACUGGAAUUGUCCUACUUCUUCUGAAUGUUGAUGAUAUGAUUAUUACUGGUUCUGAUCAUGCUUCGAUUCAAAGCCUUAAACAACAGUUACAAGCAUCGUUUCAUAUGAAAGAUCUUGGUAAUUUGCAUUACUUUCUUGGUCUUGAGGUUCAUUCUACAUCCAAGGGCAUAUUCCUCCAUCAACACAAGUAUGCCACAGAUUUAAUUUCUAUGGCUGGUCUACAAUCGGCUAAUCCAAUGGAUACUCCUCUUGAGGUUAAUGUUAAAUAUCAUCGUGAUGAUGGUGAUCUCUUGCCUGAUCUCUUAUUGUAUCGUCAACUCGUGGGUAUCCUUAAUUACCUGACUAUUACUCGCCCUGACAUAUCUUUUGUUGUUCAACGAGUAAGUCAAUUCAUGCACUAUCCUCGUCAUCUUCACUUGGCAGCAGUUCGUCACAUAAUUCACUACCUGAAGGGAAGCUCUCAUCGUGGUUUAUUCUUUCCCACUGGAAUUGCUCCUAAACUGAGUACUUAUAGUGAUGCCGAUUGGGCAGGAUGUCCUGAUACUCGACGAUCUGUCACUGGUUGGUGCAUGUUUCUUGGCUCUUCAUUGAUAUCAUGGAAAAGUAAGAAAUAA